Messenger RNA from Ilex paraguariensis (yerba mate), 1680 nucleotides. The record is from the annotation of a GenBank genome assembly. Lineage: Eukaryota; Viridiplantae; Streptophyta; Magnoliopsida; Aquifoliales; Aquifoliaceae.
AUGAGGGAGUGCAUUUCGAUUCACAUCGGUCAAGCUGGUAUUCAGGUCGGCAAUGCCUGCUGGGAACUUUACUGCCUUGAGCAUGGCAUUCAUCCUGAUGGCCAGAUGCCGAGUGACAAAACCGUUGGUGGAGGUGAUGAUGCAUUUAACACUUUUUUCAGCGAAACUGGAGCUGGAAAGCACGUCCCUCGCGCUGUUUUCGUAGAUCUUGAGCCCACUGUCAUUGACGAAGUGAGGACUGGAGCAUACCGUCAGCUCUUCCACCCUGAGCAACUCAUCAGUGGCAAGGAAGAUGCUGCCAACAACUUUGCCCGUGGCCACUACACCAUUGGGAAAGAGAUUGUUGAUCUCUGCUUGGAUCGCAUCCGGAAGCUUGCUGACAACUGCACUGGCCUUCAGGGUUUUCUUGUUUUCAAUGCUGUUGGUGGUGGUACUGGUUCGGGCCUUGGGUCACUUCUGCUGGAGCGGCUUUCUGUUGACUACGGCAAGAAAUCAAAGCUUGGUUUCACCAUUUAUCCCUCACCCCAGGUUUCUACAUCUGUUGUGGAGCCCUACAACAGUGUCCUGUCAACCCAUUCCCUUCUUGAGCAUACUGAUGUUGCUGUGCUUCUUGACAACGAGGCCAUUUAUGAUAUCUGCAGGCGCUCCCUUGACAUUGAGCGCCCCACUUACACCAAUCUUAACCGCCUUAUCUCCCAGGUGAUUUCUUCACUUACUGCUUCUUUGAGGUUUGAUGGAGCCUUGAAUGUCGAUGUGACUGAAUUUCAGACCAACCUUGUGCCCUACCCCCGGAUCCAUUUUAUGCUUUCCUCAUAUGCUCCUGUUAUUUCAGCUGAGAAAGCCUAUCAUGAGCAACUCUCUGUGGCAGAGAUCACCAAUAGUGCUUUUGAGCCUUCGUCUAUGAUGGCAAAGUGUGACCCACGCCAUGGCAAAUAUAUGGCUUGCUGCCUGAUGUUCCGUGGUGAUGUUGUGCCAAAGGAUGUGAAUGCAGCUGUGGCCACCAUCAAGACCAAGCGCACUAUCCAGUUUGUCGACUGGUGCCCAACUGGAUUCAAGUGUGGUAUCAACUAUCAGCCACCAACAGUCGUUCCUGGAGGUGACCUUGCAAAGGUGCAGAGGGCUGUGUGCAUGAUUUCUAACUCAACCAGUGUUGCUGAGGUGUUCAAUCGCAUUGACCACAAGUUUGAUCUCAUGUAUUGUAAGCGUGCCUUUGUGCACUGGUAUGUGGGUGAAGGGAUGGAGGAAGGCGAGUUCAGUGAAGCUCGUGAGGAUCUUGCUGCUUUGGAAAAAGAUUAUGAGGAGGUUGGUGAAGAGUCUGGUGAGGGUGAGGACCCGGACGAAGGAGACGGGUAUUGAUUUGUGGGUGUGCUGUUUUCUUAUCUGGUUUCCUUACUGUACAUUGGCAUUAUGUAGUGUUGGGUGUUGUUUCUGUGUUCUCACCAUGGCUAUAUGUCCUCUAAACUCUGGAAAGAGUUUUGUUUGUUUAGCACUUGUGAUACAUAUUCUGAAGAUACAAUAAUGAUGCUGUGAUUGGUGCUUUGCUCGUAUAAUGGUAAAAGCUUCUGUUUACAUAUAUAUGUGGUUUGAAUUGUUGACAUGAAUCCCUUUUUUUUUUCACUAUUUCUGUUGCAAUUGUAUUCUUAUUGAUUUGUGACGGCAAUAAUUAAGCUAAGGAAGGUG